Messenger RNA from Penicillium griseofulvum, 1035 nucleotides. Its product is annotated as C40 family peptidase. Lineage: Eukaryota; Fungi; Ascomycota; Eurotiomycetes; Eurotiales; Aspergillaceae. The coding region runs from base 1 to 1035 and encodes 344 amino acids. The transcript has a single exon. The record is from RefSeq and is a predicted model, not a curated record.
AUGCUUUCAACUCUUGCAACACAAGUCAUUUUUGCACUUGUUUUGGGUACUGCCAACGCUCUUCCGAGCUCUAACGCAAGUCCAAAAUUUGACACUCGCACAUCUGUGCAGCAGGGCUACAUAAAUGUGGCCGUCGCAACAUUGUGGACCGACUCCAGCAAACCGCGGGCAAUAGACACGCCGGCACUGACAAACCCGGCACAAAUUGAGCAAUGGCUCAGCUCUAUGAACGUGACCGAGUUCCGCGACCUUACCGAGAACAGCCGGACCCAGACACAGGCUCUGUAUGGCGCACAGGUCGACAUCCUCAACUAUGAAAGUGGUUGGUACGAAGUGGCGGUCCCGGGCCAGGCGACCCAAAAAAACAACCUUGGAUACCCUGGCUGGGUUCCCGCCGCGCAGGUGUCGCUCGAUCAACACUACGGAAAACUGCAAUCAAGCAAGCCUUUUGCGACAAUCGACAAGGCCGCGACAGUUUCGCUCUAUCGAGAUCCGACCUUGAAGUCAAAGCUCAUGGAAAUCAGCUACGAUACAAGACUCCCAGUCCUGAGGGAGAGAGAGUCGGUCAUUGAGGUUGCAGUACCUGAUGUUGGCUCGGCUUUCUUGGCCGCUCAGGAUGCCAGCAUUUACAAGUCUGCGUCGGAAAUCCCUUAUCCGACCAGCGAGGAUCUGAUCAACACAGCGAAAUUGUUCAUCGGCCUUCCUUAUCUCUGGGGUGGUAUGUCUGGAUUUGCCUUCGACUGCUCGGGUUUCGCACACACGAUCUACCAUUCGCAUGGUAUUUCUAUUGCCCGUGAUGCUGAUGCGCAAGCCGACUUCACUGGUCAUGGCAUUCGGGUCGACAAGGAGGAUUUGCAACCAGCGGAUCUUAUGUUCUACGCGAAUAACCUCAGCGAUGCGAGCACCAUUUAUCACGUUGCGAUGUAUAUUGGGAAUGGGCAGAUGGUAGAGGCCUAUGAUGCAGGGACUCCAGUGAGAAUCACGACUGCUCGUUUGGGCAAAGGAUACUGGGGUGCGGAGCGUUUCUUGUUGUGA